CUGUACAUAUUUCAUGUCCCUUCCGGCCUAUUUAUAGGGCUGGCCCUAGCAACAAUGUCAUCUGUAACUGGACUCCAUCUGUUAAGUCAGAGCCCGCUGAAUGUCAGCUGCCAGGAGCAGAAGCCGUGCAGUUUCCCACCGACACUCGCUGGGGGAGCUUCAUGGAGUUUGCAGGGCGGCUAAGACCUUCCGAGGCCUGCAACUACCUAGAAGUGCCAGGCCUCAGCGGCUUGGACCCCGAUGAAGACGAAGGCGACCUGAUCGUCGGCUUCAGACCCAAAUCUUCUCCCAUCCCAUCCAGAAGGAGCUCGGUCUCGGAUGAAGACUCAGAUCCCGAGCCCCCUCUCUGCGGCUCCCGGAGGGUGUCGUUCGCCGACGCCAAAGGCCUCAGUCUGGUGCAAGUGAAGGAGUUUGCUCUGUGGGACGUACCAAAACUGCCAGGCCAUGACUCGGCAGACGGCGAGGGUAAAGAUUUAGUGGAAUACCACCUCUCGCCUCUAACUUUCUCCCUGCCGCUGUCACCCAAAGACGUGCACGCCAAAGUGUUGGAUCAGAAAGUUGAGCUGGAAACAAUCGGGUUGCUCCCAGGGACCACGAUACUUAAAGGAGUGAUCCGCGUUCUCAACAUCUCCUACAACAAGUCGGUCUUCAUCAGAACCUCCUUGGACCGGUGGGUCACCCACUUUGACCUCCUGGCAGAGUACGUCCCCGGCUCGAGCGACGGCGUGACGGACAGCUUCUCGUUUAAGCUCACCUUGGUGCCGCCGCUGGGGGAUCAGGGAGUCAGGGUGGACUUUUGUCUGCGGUACGAAACGCCGGCGGGGACAUUCUGGGCUAACAAUAACGACAGGAACUACGUGGUCUCCUGCCAGCGCGGAAUGAGAGGGGGAACGGAGAAGCCGCAGAGGGAAAGCGCAAACAAGAAAAGCUGCCUGAAGGCCGCCAGAUGAGUCUGUGCGGGCACCGGAGGUGGGCGCUUCGACCGCCAAGAGAAUCUCUGAAGGUCAUUCAGCGACUUCAAACGGAGAGGGU
This is a messenger RNA of Fundulus heteroclitus (mummichog), 1032 nucleotides long. Its product is annotated as protein phosphatase 1 regulatory subunit 3A-like. Gene Ontology annotation, cellular component: protein phosphatase type 1 complex. Gene Ontology annotation, molecular function: glycogen binding; protein phosphatase 1 binding. Lineage: Eukaryota; Metazoa; Chordata; Actinopteri; Cyprinodontiformes; Fundulidae. The record is from RefSeq and is a predicted model, not a curated record. The transcript has 2 exons. The coding region runs from base 162 to 950 and encodes 262 amino acids. Gene Ontology annotation, biological process: regulation of glycogen biosynthetic process.